CGCGCCCCCUUACGCACCCAGCAGGGACUUCCGGAACGGACGCGGAGUGACGUCAGGAGGAGGGCAGCAACUCCAGAAAGUCAGUCCUCUUGCCGUCAUCGACUCUUUACAGACAGACAAACGCCGCUCCUUGGACGCCUCCUACACCUGCGGGGAGGAUCGUCUGAGCCGCCACCACCACGCACAGCCCACCGCAUCUUCACAAAGAAGCCGCGACUGUCUGCCAGGCUGUCCAGGAGGGUGGCACUGGGCAGUGAGUCGACAAAGCAGUGUCUCAUCGUCUUUUCCGAUUGGCUGAGUAGUGGGUGAGGACCAGUAGGCAGCUUCCAAGAUGGGUGAAAGGAAAGGCGUAAACAAGUACUACCCUCCGGAUUUCAACCCUACAAAGCAUGGCUCACUCAACAGAUACCAUAACAGCCACCCGCUUCGGGAGCGGGCUCGGAAGCUGUCCCAGGGCAUCCUCAUCAUCAGAUUUGAGAUGCCCUAUAACAUCUGGUGUGACGGCUGCAAGAACCACAUCGGCAUGGGUGUUCGUUACAAUGCAGAAAAGAAGAAGGUUGGCAAUUACUACACGACCCCGAUCUACAGGUUCCGCAUGAAAUGCCACCUCUGCGUCAACUACAUCGAGAUGCAGACAGACCCCGCCAACUGCGACUACGUGAUCGUGAGCGGCGCCCAGCGCAAGGAGGAGCGCUGGGACAUGGCAGACAACGAGCAGGUGCUGACGACAGAGCACGAGAAGAAGCAGAAGCUGGAGACAGAUGCCAUGUUCCGACUGGAGCACGGUGAGGCUGACCGGAGCACGCUCAAGAAGGCCCUCCCCACCCUGAGCCACAUCCAGGACGCCCAGAGCGCCUGGAAGGACGACUUCGCGCUCAACAGCAUGCUGCGGAAAAGGCUCCGGGAAAAGAAAAAAGCCAUGCAGGAGGAGGAAGAGAGGGACCAGGCCCUGCAGGCCAAGGCAAGCCUGGACAUCCCGCUGGUGCCGGAGACGGAGGAUGACCGCAGGCUGGCCGCCCUGCUCAAGUUCCACACCCUAGACUCAUAUGAGGACAAGCAGAAGCUCAAGCGGACGGAGAUCAUCAGCCGCUCCUGGUUCCCCUCCACCCCGGGACCCGGCGCCAGCAGCAGCAAAGCCAGCAGUGUCCUGAAGAAGCUGUCCCAGAACCGCAGAUCUGCUCCCACUGGCUCCCCCAUCACCGUGGGGCACCUGGGCAUUGUGCGGCGGCGGUCCCGGGAGGUCCCAGAGAGCCCUCAGCACACGGCUGAGACCCCCAAGUCUGGGGAGCCACGGGUGCCAGAGGGGACCGCCCAGGACAGGCCCACAUCCCCCAGAGACUGUCCUCAGGAGACCGCCAAGACCUGCAAGAACAGUGGGCCACCGGGGCAGGAGGAGAGCUGUCAGGACAGGCCCCAGCCCCUGCCAGGCUCCUCCCAGGAGGCAGCCAAUCCCCAGGACACACCACAGCCCUGCAGCCUCAGCUUCUCCCUCGUGGCUGACUACUCCGGUUCGGAGAGUGAGUGAUUCUGGGGGCCAGAUUCACUCAGGAGGCCGAGACACACCGAGGAGGCCCCUCACAGGCUGCAGCCCCUUAGCCCGCCAGCCCUUGAAGAGCUCGGUUACCACCCUCCCCAGACCUCACCUCCUCACAGUAAUAGAGUUGUUAUUUAUUUGGUCCUGGAGAGGGUGUCUGUGCCUUGUGGGACCCCCGACCUCCCAGCAUUAAAACCCUGCUUCUUUG
Messenger RNA from Balaenoptera ricei (Rice's whale), 1742 nucleotides. It is a transcript of the gene YJU2B, whose product is annotated as YJU2 splicing factor homolog B. Gene Ontology annotation, biological process: mRNA splicing, via spliceosome. The record is from RefSeq and is a predicted model, not a curated record. Lineage: Eukaryota; Metazoa; Chordata; Mammalia; Artiodactyla; Balaenopteridae. Gene Ontology annotation, cellular component: U2-type spliceosomal complex; post-mRNA release spliceosomal complex. The transcript has 11 exons. The coding region runs from base 332 to 1525 and encodes 397 amino acids.